Ochotona princeps (American pika) is the source of this 3287-nucleotide messenger RNA. It is a transcript of the gene MAP6, whose product is annotated as microtubule associated protein 6. The record is from RefSeq and is a predicted model, not a curated record. Gene Ontology annotation, cellular component: cis-Golgi network; Golgi-associated vesicle; microtubule. Gene Ontology annotation, molecular function: calmodulin binding; microtubule binding. The transcript has 4 exons. Gene Ontology annotation, biological process: regulation of microtubule cytoskeleton organization; cytoskeleton-dependent intracellular transport; positive regulation of axonogenesis. Bases 409 to 3183 code for a protein of 924 amino acids. Lineage: Eukaryota; Metazoa; Chordata; Mammalia; Lagomorpha; Ochotonidae.
GCUCCUCAGCUACGCCAUGGCUUAAUCCUGCAGCCACCUUCCCUCGCAUCGCCUGGCUUGGCCGGGGUCUGCGCCGCCGCCGCAGCCGCAGGGAGGGGCGCGCCCCAAGACGCCCUAGCAGGGCAUUCCGGGACUCCCAGUCUCCGGCGCCGCGGCAGACUGCGCUCCCGAAGCGUCCGCAGCCGGUAACCGAGGGUCUUUUCAGACUUUAUUUCAGCAGAAACUCUUUCUUACGCUGCCAGGGUGUUCUCUGAGGGAGGAGGGCGAAGUCGCUCCUGCCGAUCGGAGCGGCGGGGAAAGAAAUCGGGAGGGAGCCACCUUGGCCGGUCGGGGUCGGGGGCUGAAGAUUCGAGCCUCGCUUCAGAACCACAGUGAGACCAGCGAGCGGCCAGCUUUGCAGUCAGCAUCAUGGCGUGGCCGUGCAUCACGCGGGCCUGCUGCAUCGCCCGCUUCUGGAACCAGCUAGACAAGGCAGACAUCGCCGUGCCUCUGGUGUUCACCAAAUACUCCGAGGCCACGGAGCACCCGGGCGCCCCUCAGCAGUUGCCACCGCCGCAACUGCAGCCGGCGCAGCCCCCCUCGGCGCGCGCGGUCGCCAUAGAGACGCAGCCCGCCCAGGGAGAGUUGGAUGCAGUUGCCCGGGCAACAGGACCGGCGCCAGGGCCUGGUGGUGAACGCGAAGCGGCCGCCGCCCCUGGUCGGGGCGGGUCGGGUCUCGGCCCCGGCUCUGGCUCCACCUCCAGCGCCGGGCCCGCGGACUCUGUGAUGCGUCAGGACUACCGCGCCUGGAAAGUGCAGCGGCCAGAACCUAGCUGCCGGCCGCGCAGCGAGUACCAGCCGUCCGACGCGCCCUUCGAGCGCGAGACCCAGUACCAGAAGGACUUCCGGGCCUGGCCGCUGCCGCGCCGCGGAGACCACCCGUGGAUCCCCAAGCCCAUGCAGAUCCCCACGUCCUCGCAGGCUCCGGCGCCUAUUCUCGGGGCGCCCAAACGCCGGCCUCAGAGCCAGGAGCGCUGGCCCAUGCAGGCUGCUGCCGACGCCCGGGAACAGGAGACCCCUGGCGCCGCCGGUCGCCCGGCGGCCGGCAAGGCAUCGGGUGCGGACGAGCACGACACGCGCCGCAAGGCCGGGCCCGCCUGGAUGGUGCGGCGCACCGAGGGCCACGGGCCGGAGCAGAUGUCGGCGCCCCCAGCGCAGGCCGGAGCUGGUCGCCCCGCGGCCGGAAAGGCGUCGGGUGCUGACGAAUACGACACCCGCAGGAAGGCCGGGCCCGCCUGGAUGGUGCGGCGCACCGAGGGCCACGGGCAAGAGCAGACGCCGCCGCCCGCGGCCCAGGCUGACACCGAAGAGGGGCGCCCCGCGGCCGGCAAGGCUUCUGGUGCGGAUGAGCGCGACACCCGCCGCAAGGCCGGGCCCGCCUGGAUGGUGACCCGCGCCGAGGGGCUGGGGCCGGAGCAGACGCCGGUGCCCACGGUCCAGGCCCAAGCUCCAGCCGAAGAAGGGCGCCCCGCGGCCGGCAAGGCGUCGGGUGCGGAUGAACGCGACACCCGCCGCAAGGCCGGGCCCGCCUGGAUGGUGCGCCGCUCAGAGGGGCUGGGGCCCGAGCAGACGCCGCUGCCCGCUGCCCAGGCCGGAGGCCCGGAGGGUGGCAAGGGGCGCGCGGCUGCGGACGCCCUCAACCGGCAAAUCCGCGAGGAGGUGACGAGUGCAGUGAGCAGCUCCUACAGGAAUGAGUUCAGAGCAUGGACAGACAUCAAGCCCGUGAAGCCAAUAAAAGCCAAGUCUCAAUACAAGCCCCCGGACGAUAAGAUGGCUCACGAGACCAGCUACAGUGCCCAGUUCAAGGGGGAGGCCAAUAAGCCAAAUGCAGCUGACACCAAGGGCCUAGAGCGCAGACGGAUACGCAGCCUCUACAGCGAGCCCUUCAAGGAGCUGCCAAAGGUGGAGAAACCUAGCGUUCAGAGUUCCAAACCAAAAAAGACCUCAGCGAGCCAUAAGCCUCUGCGGAAGGCCAAAGACAAGCAGGUGGUAUCGGGCCAGGCCGCCAAGAAAAAGAGUGCGGAAGGCCCUGGGGCCACCAAGCCCGACGACAAGGAGCAAAGUAAAGAGAUGAACAAUAAACUGGCUGAGGCUAAAGAGAGCCUGGUCCAACCUGCUGGUGAUGACACAAGUAAGAAUCAAGGUCCCAUAGCCAUAGAGCCAGACAAAGAUCAAGGCCCUGUGGUUCCAGGGGUCCUGAAAAAUCAAAGUCUGGUGGUCCAAGAGCCUCCGAAGGAUCAAGGCCCCAUGGCCCCAGUACUGGGCAAAGAUCAAGGCCCCACAACCCCAGCACCGGGUAAGGAUCAAGGCCCCACAGUCCCAGCACCAGGCAAGGAUCAAGACCCUGCAGCCCCAGUACUGGGCAAGGACCCAGGUUCCUCGGUCCCACUACCGGGCAAGGAUCAAGGCCCCACAGCCCCAGCACCAGGCAAGGACCCAGGUCCCUCGGUCCCAGUGCCUCCAAAGAACAUCAGUCCAAUGGUUCCAGCAGGAGCCACAGACCAGAGCUCCGAUGUGUCACAGCCACCAAAGGAUCCAGGACCCCUGGCCCCCGAGCCCGGGAAGAACCAGGCUCCUGCAGUUCCAGACCUCGUUCCAGGUCAGGGUCUCGUGACUGCAACAUCCCUCAAGAAUCAAGAGGCCCCGGUCUCCGGGAAUCUAAGGGCUCCAAGUGCCAUGGUCCCAGCACCCAUGAAGGCAGAAGACCCCACGGCCCCUAAGCCUGCGACAGAGCGAGGUCCACUGGUCCCAGAGCCAGUCCAGGACUGGGGAGGAGGCCACCCGGAGCAGCCAAAGGCCCCAGCCGCAGUGGAGAAGCAGGGCAGCAUCACAGCGCUAGUCAAGGACCUGGGCCCCACAGCCCCCGGGGCUGCAAAGACUCAAGCUCCCAGCAACACAGCGCUAGUCAAGGAUGCAGGUGUCGUGGCCCCCGAGGCUGCCAAGAACCACGUGCCCCUAGUCAUGGUGCCUCUGAAGGCUCAAGCGCCGCUGGUGCCAACAACAGCCAAGGACCCAGAUCCUAUGGCUCCAGAACCUCUGAAGAUUCAAGGUGCCAGGGGCUCUCCACUGUCCACAGUCACACCCCCACCCCCAGUCAUGAUCCCUACUGUCCCCCACGCGGAAUAUGUGGAAGGCUCCCCUUAAUGUCCGCCCCUCGAUGGGCUGCUGACAGAGCUGGCAGGGAAGGCUCCUAUUCACUCUGCAUGAAACGUGUACCAUAUAGUGCUGCUGGAAUCUAAUAAAACUGG